AUGGGCGGGCUGAGUCCAUGCGGGGGGCGCGAGGCAGCGCUGGGCCAAGGCCAGGCCGGGCCGCCGGCGGCUCCCAAUAAAGUUGUUGUUGAGGCGGAGCCGGGCUGGCGCGUGGGCAGAGGCUGGGAGAGGAUCGGGCCGGGCGGCAUGAUCUGCACCGUGCUCUGCUACCUGCUGCUGCCCGCGGCACGGCUCCUCCGCGCCCUCCGAGAUGCUUUCUUUACGUGUCGAAAGAACGUGCUUCUGGCGAAGAGCCCGACCGCCCAGGUAGGGGGCAUCUCUUCUGUGCCCAGCAGGAGGUCAGUCCCAGAAGAGGAGGAAGCCCUGCUGCAGCAGCAGCUGGAGGAGGAAGCUGGUGGGCUACACAGCAGUGAGACUGCUCCAGCAGUGGGGAAGGUGUCAGCCACACUGACUAGUGACUGGCUGGAAGGCUCGGAAUUAUUGAUGACCAGCCUCAGCAAUCUGAAUGUGGCUUCAGAGGUCACAUGGUGCAGUGAUCAGCAACACAAUGAGCUACAUACCUUAAUGUCUCUAGGACCAAAGGAACAUGUUGCAGUCACACUGGCAAAAUUACCAGAAGAGGAAAGUGUGGCUAUGGUGGGCAUUGCAGCAUGGUCAGCUGUAAGGACACAGACCGAUCACCAGAUUAGUGGCUGCACCCCUUCAGCCCUGGAAAGGGAGGAUGAAGAUACUGCUGUGCUGGGCUGGAGCUUAGCGCAUGACACAGAGAUAGUGCCAGUGGAGGCCACAGCCUGGCCCUUUUAUGAUACAGGACAAUUCCAGCCUUUUCCAGCAGAGAGAUCUUACCACGAGAUUUUAUGGAGGGACUGGGAGGAUCUCUCUACCCAGCCUGCUGUUCCAGAGCUGGGCUCAGAGAAUGGGCCUCUGUUUGAAUUCCGAGUCAUGUCUUACAACAUUCUGGCCCAGGACCUGGUGGAGCAGAGCCCUGAUCUCUACCUGCAUUGCCAACCAGAUAUCCUGGACUGGAGCUAUCGUCUCCCAAACCUCUUGCAGGAGAUCCAGCACUGGGACCCUGAUGUUCUGUGUCUCCAGGAAGUGCAGGAGAAUCACUACUGGGAACAGCUGGAGCCAACAUUCAGGAUGAUGGGCUUUGUGUGCUUAUACAAACGGAGAACAGGAAAAAAGACAGAUGGCUGCGCAGUUUGCUACAAGCACAGCAGGUUCCAGCUGAUCAGUGCCAGCCCUGUAGAAUACUUCCGGCCUGGCCUGGACAUCCUAAACAGAGACAAUGUGGGUCUGGUGCUGCUGCUGCAACCUCUACUCCCAGAGGGUGUAGGUCAGAAAGCAACAAGCCCCCUGUGUGUGGCUAACACUCAUGUGCUGUAUAAUCCCCGCCGAGGAGAUAUCAAACUUGCACAGAUGGCCUUGCUCCUAGCAGAGGUUGACAAGGUUGCGAAAACUGUUGAUGGCAUCUACUGUCCUGUCAUCUUGUGUGGAGACCUGAACGCUGUGCCUGAUUCUCCAUUGUACAAGUUCAUCCGGAAUGGUCAGCUCUCCUACCAUGGGAUGCCAGCCUGGAAGGUUUCUGGACAGGAAGACUUCUCCCAGCAGCUGCACCAGCGGAAGCUGCAAACCCCACUCUGGCACAGCAGUCUGGGUAUAACGGGAAACUGUCAAUAUGUCUCUCUUUGCCAGCCAAAGAAAUCAGACAGACGCAAGUACAGCCGGGACUUCCUGCUUCAGUUCCGUUUCUGUGAUGCUGCCUGUGAACGACCUGCACAUCUGAUUCUGUGGAAGGGUGUGACAGAUGUUAAACCAGACCGUCCUGCACAUUGGCCCAAGCAUCUCACCAUGGUGAAUGAUCCUGAUCCAGAGUUCUUCUUCCCAAGGUCUCCAGGUGUUAUCCGGCAUGACCUUAAUCUGACCUCUGCCUAUAGCCACUUCUUGCCCCAGAGAGGUCGCCCUGAGGUCACAACCAUGCCCAUGGGCCUUGGAGCUACAGUUGAUUAUAUCUUCUACUCGGCAGAGCCCAUUGAGAAUGGGAACGAAGGGGGUCGCAGGCUGUAUCGAGAUGGAGCCCUGAAGCUGCUUGGCCGCCUCUCCCUGCUCUCCGAAGAUGUCCUGUGGUUGGCAAAUGGCUUACCUAAUCCCUUUUGCUCAUCUGAUCACCUCUGUCUGCUGGCUAGCUUUGGCUUGGAGGUCUCCAGUGCCUGA
Molecule: messenger RNA, 2175 nt
Organism: Emys orbicularis (European pond turtle)
Lineage: Eukaryota; Metazoa; Chordata; Testudines; Emydidae
Gene: ANGEL1
Product: angel homolog 1
Exons: 10
Coding region: 1-2175 (724 amino acids)
Molecular function (GO): 3'-5'-RNA exonuclease activity
Source: RefSeq, a predicted model, not a curated record